This is a messenger RNA of Alnus glutinosa, 2546 nucleotides long. RefSeq names its product root phototropism protein 3. Bases 286 to 2316 code for a protein of 676 amino acids. The record is from RefSeq and is a predicted model, not a curated record. Gene Ontology annotation, molecular function: protein binding. The transcript has 4 exons. NCBI's taxonomy places the organism in Eukaryota, Viridiplantae, Streptophyta, Magnoliopsida, Fagales, Betulaceae.
AGUGUGAAAUCCGACACUAAAAUCAAAGAAAUGCAAGUUCCAAAAACAGUGCUAGUAUGAGGCCAUUACUUCACAGCCUGUAAGAGGCCAUGGAAUUCUGCAAAGAAGCCGACAUUUCAAGAUAAUUCCAAGCACCCCAUGUGGGUCUCUCCUUUUAUUCUCAUCGGUCUUGGGUCAUUCUGGUUGUCACUGGCUUGCUCUUGUGCUCAGUUUCUCUGUUCUCCCCCUGAUUUCGAGGCCCUUUACUGAGAAAAUCUCAACUUUCCUGUAUAUUUGGUUUCUAUCAUGUGGGAAUCAGAGUCUGAGUCAGUUACAGGCCGAGACUAUGGGAAUGGUGUUCUUAGUUCAAGCAAGCAUGGCCUCAAGACUGACGGGUUUGAGCUAAGGGGCCAGUCUUGGUAUGUUGCAACUGAUAUUCCUAGUGACCUUCUAGUUCAAGUUGGGGGAGUUAAUUUUCACUUGCACAAGUAUCCCUUGCUUUCUAGGAGUGGAAAGAUGAACAGACUCAUAUAUGAAUCACGCGACCCAGAUUUGAGCAAGAUAGCUCUUGAUGAACUGCCCGGUGGACCUGAUGCUUUUGAGUUAGCAGCAAAAUUCUGCUAUGGGAUUGCUGUUGAUCUAUCAGCAGCCAAUAUCUCUGGCCUGAGAUGUGCUGCAGAGUAUCUUGAAAUGACAGAGGACUUGGAAGAAGGAAAUCUUAUAUUCAAAACUGAAGCAUUUCUAAGCUAUGUAGUUCUAUCCUCAUGGAGGGACUCUAUAAUAGUGUUGAAAAGCUGCGAGAAGCUCUCACCGUGGGCUGAGAAUCUUCAAAUUGUCAGAAGAUGCAGUGAGUCCAUUGCUUGGAAGGCUUGUGCCAAUCCAAAAGGAAUCAAAUGGGCAUACACUGGGAAGACCCAAAAAGAUUCCAGCCCGAAAUGGAAUGAUCACAUGAAGGAAUCCAGCCCCAGUAGAAAUCAGCAGGUUCCUCCUGAUUGGUGGUUUGAAGAUGUUUGUAUUCUUAGGAUUGAUCAUUUUGUCAGAGUGAUUACUGCCAUUAAGGUAAAGGGGAUGAGAUUUGAACUAAUUGGGGCUGCAAUAAUGCAUUAUGGAGCUAAAUGGCUUCCGGGUCUGAUAGGCGAUAUGACGGCGGCUGCUGGAGAUGAAGGAAGCAAUAGCGGCAACAGUAAUACUAGUACUAGCAUCAGUAGCUGGAAGGGCGGGCUGCAUAUGAUUGUGGCAGCAACUAAAGAUGAUCUUACCACUGUUCAGGCAAAAGAUCAACGGAUGAUCAUUGAGAGCCUCAUCAGCAUAAUUCCACCACAGAAGGAUAGUGUGUCAUGCAGCUUCCUACUUCGGCUUUUGAGAAUGGCAAACAUGUUGAAAGUUGCUCCUGCUUUGAUAACAGAAUUGGAGAAACGAGUGGGAAUGCAGUUUGAGCAGGCUACAUUGGCAGAUCUUCUUAUUCCUUCUUACAACAAAUGUGAGACAAUGUAUGAUGUCGAUCUUGUCCAUAGACUUUUGGAGCAUUUUCUAGUUCAAGAACAAACAGAAAGUUCAAGUCCAAGCAGACAACCUUUUUCUGACAAACACAUGUAUGAAGGUAGUCUUAGGGGUGCCAAUUCAAACCCCAAGAUGAGAGUGGCAAGGCUUCUUGACAGUUAUCUUACAGAGGUUUCCAGAGAUCGAAAUCUCUCCCUAACAAAGUUUCAGGUGCUGGCGGAAGCUUUGCCUGAAUCUGCAAGGACCUGUGAUGAUGGACUUUACAGAGCAAUUGAUUCUUACCUCAAGGCACAUCCAACACUAUCUGAGCAUGAAAGGAAACGACUUUCCCGUGUUAUGGAUUGCCAGAAGCUCUCAAUUGAUGCAUGCAUGCAUGCUGCACAGAAUGAACGGCUUCCAUUAAGAGUUGUGGUGCAAGUCCUCUUCUCUGAGCAGGUAAAGAUAAGCAAUGCAAUAGCUGCCAGCUCCCUGAAAGAAGCUAGUGAAUCUCAGUACCAGCCAAUGGUUUUAAACCGGAAAACACUACUUGAAGGGACCCCACAAUCAUUCCAAGAAGGAUGGUCGGCUGCCAAAAAGGAUAUCAACACACUGAAGUUUGAGCUCGAGAGUGUGAAAGCCAAGUACCUUGAGCUCCAGAAUGAUAUGGAGAAUCUACAGAGACAGUUUGAAAAAGUGUUAAAGCAGAAACACACAUCAGCAUGGAGCAGUGGGUGGAAGAAACUAAGCAAACUUACGAAGAUGACUACUUUAGAAAACCAGGAUAUUGGGCCUCAGCUCCCAGCCGGGGCAGAACAGACUAGAAAGACACCUAGAAGGUGGAGAAACUCAAUAUCCUGAUCAUAGAUUAGAAAAUUGCAAUCCCCAAGAAAAAGAUACAUCCUAAAUUUUGAUCUUCUGUCCCAAUAGUUCUUUCUUUUCCUUUUUUUUUUGUUUGGUUUUUCUUUUCAUUCAUCCGUGGGAGUAAAUGGAGCCUUUAUUUACAUAGCACCUACUCUUGAGAACUCGCUUGAUUACAAUAUGUCACCAAAAUCUGUUAUUGUGUCUGUUGUGAAUUUUUUUUUUUUUAA